Messenger RNA from Drosophila kikkawai, 1720 nucleotides. RefSeq lists its product as uncharacterized. Lineage: Eukaryota; Metazoa; Arthropoda; Insecta; Diptera; Drosophilidae. The record is from RefSeq and is a predicted model, not a curated record.
CUCACUUUCACUUUCAGUUCGAAGCUCGAUCGGUUCGUUUCUAAAGUUAAAGUGUUGCCUGGAAAGUAAGGAAAACACGGAGAUAUAGCCGCUGUGAUUUGACCAGACCAUGUCCCAGGAAAUAGCUGUGAUCGCUUCAGGGCCACCGAUGACCACCGAAGCUCCCUUAGACUUUGCUGGCGGCCCCUCAACCUCAACCCACUCCAGUAGUGAUGUUGGUGAUGGUGCCGCCUCCUCCUCAUCCGUGGCCAUCAUCGAGCGGGAGUACGUGAUCCAGCCAAACACAAUCAUCGAACUGGUGGACCUCUAUGUGCCGCCCGUGCGCACCGAGUUCCGCAUCCCAACCUUCCAGCCACCGGCAGAGGUGCCGGCCUUGAACCGCGACGGCGCCGCCGCCCAAGGGAUUCGAGGUCGCCGGCGGGGCAGGCCUCCGCUAGGGAGCAGGCCCAGUGGUGUUUCCGUCCGGAAACCCUAUAAGCGCCGAAGCAGGCAGGAGUCGCCGCCGCCACUGCCGCCAGUGCCCAACUAUCUGUCGCAUGUGAUCAAUCCGCUGGAGAACGAGAUCUAUCCCAAGGUGAUUGUGCAGCCUGCCUGCCAGCCCUAUGUGAUGCCCAAGAAUCUAAGCAAGAAUCCACCGGCAGCUCCUUUAGCUCCUUCAGUUCCUUUAACUCCCUUAGCUCCUCCCAUCAAGCCCCAGCUUAGGGACACCGCCAAGGAGGCCGCCCAGCUGCGCGCAAACCUGAAACUCUUUGGACCGAAUGUGACCAUCAGUCAGGUGACCUGUCACGGCCAGACGCGCUUUCUGGCCAUCCAGAAGAAGCCCAAUGGCGAGCAGCGCAAGAUUCUCUUCAGUGCCGGCCAACUGCAGGCCUUUGUGGCCAGCUGCAGGGCAACCCUGAUGUUUAAUCGUGGUGGUGGCGUUUCCUGGCCAAAGCUGUUGCCACCCAGCGUGACUCGUCUCCGACCAGGGCCAGCACCCCGGCGUUUGAUCGAGCCGCCGGUACCGCAGCCGCCAAUGCCGCCGCCGCCGCCGCCGGUGCAGCCGCCAAGGGUCAUUGUGGAGCCACCGCCCAAUUUUCGGCUGCCCACCAUGGCGGCUCUGCGGGCAGCCGCCCUAAAUGCACGUCAAGCGGGAGGAGCCGGAGGAGGAGGAGGUGGUACAGCGGCAGGUCCUUUGUCACUGGGCGAACGUGUGGGCUUUGAAGUGGGCGUAGAAGUGGGAGUGGGCGGAAAGCCGGUGGUACGUCCCACGCAACUUGUGGUAAAGGUUCCAGCAGAUGUUUGGGUGAAGCCCAAGGUUGAGCAAAAGAAACCAGCAGCUGUCAGGGAGGCGGCAGUGGUUGCAGCUCCAGCUUCAGCUCCAGCACGGGCACCAGCAUCAUCCACAUCGACUCUGGCACAGGCUUUGCCUUCUGUCCAGGCUUUACCUCCUCGCGAGACUUUGCCUUCACUGCAGACUUCGAAUCCUUUCCAGACUUUGCCUCCUGCCAAGGCAAUGCCACCGUCACUGCCUCGUCCAACUCCUCUAGAAUUGUCCCGCUCGAGGGUGCCCUCGAUCCUCACCCGCAAGUCCCAGCUGCGUCUGCUCAACCAGAGGGCCAAGAGAGCAGCCGAAAGGGAGGUGGAAGAAGCCAAGAAGCUCCGCCAGGAUCACAAGGAGAAUUAUCUUUUGAACAUUUUAAAACACAAAAUCCAAAAGCCAUAUUUACACUCCACUUGA